CUCGGAGCAGAUUCAGCAGCAGCGGGCGGGCGGACGGCGGACGGGCUGCUGUCUGUGCUGUGGGUCGCUCGCUCGGACGGUCGGAGGAGUUACGGUGUCCUGUCCUCUCUGAGCCUCUUUCUGUCUUAUCGUAGCCUCUUCUGACCCGUCCUCGGGACAGCAGUCAGAGCCUGGACCACACCAGCAGCAGCAGCAGCACGGGAGGAAAUCCAGCGAGUGGAUCAGUUAGGAGAUGUUUUUGAUCCACAGGAGUUUGAGAAGAUAUGAUUUCAAGUGGAUAUAAACUACCACAGACCGAGCGAGCCGGAGCUGUGCACUGCGCUAUUGGAAAGACAGAAAGACAAUUUGCGGGCUUGGUGGAGGAGGUAUAUCCAUAACUCAUAAAGCUGUUUAUUAUCACGCUUUUACAGCUUUUCUCAAUGCGCCUUAACGACCAUCCAGGAACAAUGAGCAGCGGAUCUGGCAACUUUCUGCUAGUUCCCAUACCGGAGUACCCCGUCCUGGACUGUGUGCCUAAUAAAAACGUUAAAAUAGUCGUUUUGGGAGCGAGUAACGUCGGCAAAACAGCCUUGAUAGUAAGAUUCCUGACCAGGAGAUUCAUUGGAGAUUAUGAAGCUAACACAGGGGCCUUGUACUCGAGGAAAAUCAGUCUAGACGGAGAGCAGGUUUCCUUACAAGUGCAGGACACUCCCUGCGUCUCCCUGCAGGACGAUGCAGAGGGUUUGUACUGCCAGGAGCAGAUCAACCGGUCCAUCUACUGGGCUGAUGGUUACGUUCUAGUCUUCUCCAUCACUGACCUGCACAGCUACAGGACCAUCCAACCUCUGUAUCAACACGUGCGCCGUAUCCACCCCAGCGGCAACAUCCCCAUCAUUCUAGUGGGCAACAAGAAUGACCUACUGCGGGCGAGGCAGGUACCGGCUCACGAGGGCGAGGCGCUGGCCGCUGAGCUGGGCGGACCGUACUUCGAGGCUUCGGCUCGGGAGAACCACGAGGGUGUGCACACCGCCUUUCUGCACCUGUGCCAGGAGGUCAGCCGGGCGCUGGGAGGAGGAAACGGGGAGAAGAGGAGAGGGGGUCUUCAUCUCGCUCGACCUAAGAGCCCAAACAUGCAGGAGCUGAAGAGACGCUUCCGACAAGUGCUAUCAUCUAAAGUGAAGUCAGCCACUGCACUUUGAUGAAGAUGAAGAAGACAGUGAAGAUGAUCUUGCUGAUAAGGAUAAAAAUCCAAAGACUGCAUCAGGGAGCAGAUUGAGAGGCAUGUUCUGGUAUGCCCUUAAUCAUCAUGAGUGGUCAAAGGGUCAAAGUUGGAUCGUUUUAAAAUAUGAAUGAGAUUGGAAUACAUUUUCAUACAUAAACUGUUUGGAUUGUGUUGUUAACUUUCAUCUAAGGCAUCCGUUCCCUGGAUGGACACACAAUGGGAUUGAUAAAUGAUGAAUGUUAUUUUGUAAUGACUUUUAUAGGCCUAUACACCAAAGCAGUCAUCUGGCAUGCCUGAUAUAACAAUAACAAUAACAAUCUGUUUCUUUGGCUGAGGUACAAAGCUUUAGUAUAGCCACAAAAGAUCAAUAUCACAAUAAUGAUUAAACCAUUAAAUACACCAACCAGCCAUAACAUAGAAACCACUGACAGGUGAAGUGAACAAUUCAGUUGUUUUUUUCAACUGUCCAAUGAAAAACAAGUAUCUCCAUUUUUGUAAAUUUUUAGUUUACUACACAAUUUGAACACACAAACUCUCCCUUACACUGUGACAAAAUUUCUUGAUAAAUGUACCAGUAGAAAUUCUUCAAAAUUACCUGAAAUAAACUCGUUUUACAUUGACUUCCAUUAAAAGUUUAGAAGGUUAUUUCUCUCUCCUGUAACGUUGCUGUUUUGGAGAAACUUGUCUUUCAUUGGACAGCGACGAUAUACAGUACAUAUAAGGCAGCAGGUGAAGAUCUUAGAUCUUGAAAUUUGAAGUAUUGGAAGCAGGAAAAUGGACGAGUGCAAGAACAUAAGCCACAUUUUUACAAUGGCAAGAUUGAGAUGGCAAGACAACUGGGUCAGACCUAGGGGUGGGCGAUAUGGCCCUAAAAUAAUAUCACGAUAUUUCAUGGUAUUUUUGCGAUAACGUUACUCUUGAAGAUAUGACAAAACACAGAUUUUUUUUUUUCAAGAUUACACUACUGCACAAUACUAAUAAUGCACCCCAUAUGUCUCUAUAUAUCCAGUGCUGCAGUAAAAUUAAUGAUACUGAACAGAUUGGAUUUGUCUCUAGUAGAUAUUUAAUGGAAAAUGAGAACAGUGUGAUUUUUUCUUUUGCUAAAAUGAUGUGAUAAUUAGGGAUGAGUGAUAUGGCACUAUAUUUCAGGGUUUAAUAUUGUUUGUGAUAUUCAAAAAUGUUGGCGAUAUUAUCGGGUACGAUAUGAUAUGGCACACCCCUAGUCAGAAAAUCAACAAAACAUCAGACAGCUGGACAGCUUGUAUGGUGUUCCUGGUAUGCAGUGGUCAAUACCAACCAAACAAUGCACCACCGAAUGGCAGCUAGUGAAAAAGUGACAGGGUCAUGGGCACCCAAAUCUCACUAAUGUGCUCCAUAUGGAAGCCCCAUCUCACAACGUAUAGGAUCUGCUGCUAAUGUCUCGUCUUGGUGCCAGAUGCCACAGAACACCUUCAGAGGUCUUCUGGAGUUCAUGCAGUUCUGGCAGCACAAGGAUGGCCUGCACAGUAUUAGACAGGCGGUUUAAACGUUACGGCUGAUUGGUGUAUAAUGUAGCCCUAAUGUUUUGUUUGACAACCUGUGAGAUCUGCUGCUAACAUUUGUUCAGGUGUUUGUUCAGAUUUGUUCAUCCAUGAUAUAAUACCCAUAAAGCACCAGUGUCCAGCAGUGCCCCUGUUGCCAAGCAGCUCUGAUUUUUUUUUUUUUUACAAUCUGUUUUGUGUGCUCGACUUGUGGUAUCCAGGAACUGAGAGCUAACUGCAAUGUGUGUCAUCUGCCUGGUGCUGAAACCAUUAAAAUGAAAGAAAAAAUCAGGUUUCUCUUCUGGACCAACGUAUGC
Astyanax mexicanus (Mexican tetra) is the source of this 3038-nucleotide messenger RNA. It is a transcript of the gene rasl11a, whose product is annotated as RAS-like, family 11, member A. Gene Ontology annotation, molecular function: GTPase activity; GTP binding. Lineage: Eukaryota; Metazoa; Chordata; Actinopteri; Characiformes; Acestrorhamphidae. The transcript is spliced from 4 exons. The record is from RefSeq and is a predicted model, not a curated record. Bases 420 to 1178 code for a protein of 252 amino acids.